UCUGUUUCCUGUACCUCUUGGAGACAGCAUCUGGGCUGUGGUGAUAAUGAAGAGUUGGGCAUUUCUCCUCCUGCUAGUAGAGAUUUCCGGUCUAGCAUCUGGAUCUUUGUAUGGGCCUGCAGAUUCCUGCAAAGGACGAUGUAAUGAAAAAUAUAACCGGGAAGAUGAGUGCCACUGUGACACCAACUGUGAACAAAAUCAGAAUUGCUGUGAAGAUUACCACAUCCACUGCAAAACAGGUACCACAGAUGACAAAGAAAAGGAAGGAUUCUCAUACAGAGGCAAUACUAUAACAGAUGAAGAACUACAAGAAGCAUCAGAGAAGAUUUACCAGACUGACCACAAUAGAGCAGAGGAGUCUGACAUUAUCCUGAACAAGCAAUACUUCACUUCCAAAACAAAUGGGCAUGAAAAUAAUUCCCCAGAUCUGCUCUUCACUUAUGUCAACCAUGAGAAACUCUUCUCAAGGCCAACCUAUGCCAGUUUCAUCAAGCUAUUGGAUAAUUAUCAAGCACAUGUUAGGACAGAGGAGAAAUUCACAAAAGAACAGAUAAAGGAACAAGACAUUUUCCUUCAGGAUAUCAUGAAGACCGAGGUCAUGAAAGAGCUAUAUAAGUUUCUUCACAGCAAAAAUCGUUAUGAUACAGAAGCAGAGUUUGUUGAGGAUCUUAAAAAGAUAUGGUUUGGUCUUUAUUCCAGACGCAAUGAUGUUAAUGAUAAUGACUCCAGUGGUUUUGAACAUGUCUUUGUAGGAGAAAUCAAAAACGGAAAAGUAUCUGGAUUCCACAACUGGAUUCGUUUCUACCUUCUGGAGAAACAGGGUGUUGUUGAUUAUUUCAGCCACAGCUAUGAUGGUCCGUGGACCUCAUAUCCAGAUGUGCUGGGAAUGCAGUUCAGCUUUGAUGGAUUUUACAAAGAGGUUGGAAGUGCUUUUAUUGGAAGCAGUCCUGAAUUUGAAUUCGGACUCUAUUCCCUGUGUUUCAUUGCUCGGCCUGGAAAAGUGUGUCAUCUGAAAAUUGGAGGCCACAAUCUGAAUAUCCAAACUUGGGAGAAAUCCACUGAUGACGAUGGCAAAAAGUAUAUUGCCUCAGCUUACGCGGUUACCCCAUGAGGUUGUGAGGUUAAAAAACAAAAAAACAAAAACCACCCUCCUGAAAGACCCAGAAACAAUCCACAGCACAUCCAAUGUUAAUCUCUGUUCAUGCCAUUUCACAAUCGCUGUAUAUUGUAUGUCUUCUUCGAUCUUUUAAUGUGGUAUUAGUGAUAGCUGGAAUGGGUCAUAGUGAAAAGACUUUACAAAUCUGCACGUCUUUGGCAGACUAUAGUUCAGCCAGAAGGCACAGGUAGCAAGUAACUUUUUUUUCUGGAGAUGACAUGCAUUUCGCAUAAAAUAAAGACAGAAUGGAAAGUGAAAUAAUGUUUGGCUAAAAAAAAA
This is a messenger RNA of Crotalus tigris (Tiger rattlesnake), 1435 nucleotides long. RefSeq names its product endonuclease, poly(U) specific (gene ENDOU). Gene Ontology annotation, molecular function: RNA endonuclease activity; polysaccharide binding; scavenger receptor activity. Gene Ontology annotation, biological process: immune response. The transcript is spliced from 9 exons. Bases 47 to 1111 code for a protein of 354 amino acids. The record is from RefSeq and is a predicted model, not a curated record. Lineage: Eukaryota; Metazoa; Chordata; Lepidosauria; Squamata; Viperidae.